AUGUGUGACUUAGGUGCAUCAAUUAAUGUUAUGCCUUUGUCAAUUUAUAAAGUACUUAACACAGAUCAUUUGAAGGAAACAUGUGUAAUUAUUCAGUUUGCAGAUAGAUCUGUAGUGCAUCCGGAGGGAGUACUGGAGGAUAUUCUUGUUAAGGUAAACGAGCUAAUAUUUCCUGCAGACUUCUACAUUAUCGACAUGGAGGAUAACAAUUCAGCUAAUUCGUCUGAUAUACUUCUUGGGAGGCCAUUCUUGAGUACCGUACAAAUAAAGAUUGACGUACGAAGCGGGAUACUCACUAUGGAGUUCGAUAGGGAAGUGGUGAAAUUCAAUGUCUAUGAGGCCAUGAACCGCUCUAGCAUGAUUUCUAAUGUUUCUAAUAUUGAUAUAAUCGAUCCUUUAAUUGACUUACAUUUAGAAUACCAUGACGAGGAUGAAUUAUGUACUGUUCUUUGCAGAAGUCUAAACUUUGAUGCCAUGGAGGAACUAGAGGAGUGGAUAACCUUUAAAGAGUCUGUUCGUGAAACAGUGGCUCAUAUGGAGGCACUACAAUUACGAAAAAAUCCAGGCUCCAGAGUUGGAACUCAAACCACUUCCGAACUAUUUGAAGUACGCAUUUCUCGGCAAAGGAAAUACCUUACCGAUUCCAGUGGCACCGGAGGAUCAAGAGAAGACGAUGUUUACAUGUCCAUUUGGCACGUUCACUUACAGACAGAUGCCGUUCGGACUUUGCUAUGCACCAGCCAUGUUUCAAAGGUGAAUGGUUUCUACAAGCAAUUCGUUAAAGACUUUUCAAAAAUUGCACAACUGCUUUGUAAUCUCUUACAGAAGGACAAGGAGUUCGAGUUUGACCAAUCAUCUUAUAAAGAACCCAUAAGUAUGUCUCCUUAUCGACUAAUUUUUGGUAAACUGUGUCAUCUUCCUGUUGAGCUAGAACAUAAAGCGUCUUGGGCGGUCAAGCAAUGCAACAUGGAGUUGGAAGCUGCAGUCGAGGUUAAAAGUGAAGAAUCCGGAAAAAUUUUCAAGGUCAAUGGAUAG
Gossypium raimondii (Peruvian cotton) is the source of this 1035-nucleotide messenger RNA. RefSeq lists its product as uncharacterized. Bases 1 to 1035 code for a protein of 344 amino acids. The record is from RefSeq and is a predicted model, not a curated record. Lineage: Eukaryota; Viridiplantae; Streptophyta; Magnoliopsida; Malvales; Malvaceae. The transcript is spliced from 6 exons.